AUGCCUGAUUUCCCCCAGUCCGCCAUUGCUAGCGGGCUCCACCCGCCAGGGAAUUGUUUCGCUGCCGGCGGAAGCGGUGACGCUCCGCUCGCAGCGCAGAAGAAACGUGUGGAGAGCUGGGGAGCUGAGUGGGAGGAAUCCAGCAUGGACCCGGCCUCACCCCUAGUGUGGCAGGCGCUGCGGCUGUUGUUAGUGCAGCUGUUGCUGUCCUGCAAGCCCCUGGAAGCCGGGACCCAAAAUGUCAGCGUGGAGGCGCCUGCCCUGGUGCGCGGCUUCCUGGGCGCCAACAUCACGCUGCCUUGCGUGCUGCAGCCACGAGGGACUGGCGUGAGCAUGGUGAUAUGGCAGCGGCUGGGAGACCCCCACGGCAAUGUGGCCACAUUACACCAUUCGGGAAAUACCCAAUUCUCCCACCCUGGGAGGAUGGAGUUUGCAGCUGCAGGGUCUGGCCAGGAGCUACGGAACGGGUCGCUGAUCAUUCGGGAGCUCAGUGUCCAUGAUGAAGCCAACUACACCUGCAACUUUGUCAUCUACCCACACGGUAACCGGGAGGCCCACACCUGGCUCCGCGUGCUCGCCCGACCCCGGAGCCAGGCAGAAGCCCUGAACGUGGACCUCCCAGUCCACCCGGAGCCCGUGACCAUGGCCCGUUGUGUCUCAACCGGAGGACGCCCCCCUGCCCUCAUCACCUGGUCAUUGACCCCCGGCUGGCAGGUCAAUACGAGCCAGGCGUCAGGGCCCCUUCCCGGCACAGUCACUGUCACCAGCCUCCUGACCUUGGUGCCCUCCAGCCAAGUGGACAGCCAGAAUGUGACCUGUAGAGUGGAGCAUGAGAGCUUCAAGGAGCCUGACCAGCUGGUGGUGACCCUCAGCGUGCGUUACCCCCCUGAGGUCUCCAUCUCUGGCUAUGAUGACAACUGGUACCUCGGACGCAGUAAAGUCACGCUGAACUGUAACGCCCGCAGCAACCCAGAACCCACAGACUACAUGUGGAACACGACCUUGGGUCUCCUGCCUCCCUCUACUGUCGCCCAGAGCCAUCAACUCCAGAUCCAGACUGUGGACGAGUCAACCAACACAACAUUCAUCUGCAGUGUGACCAAUGCCAUAGGGACUGGCCGGGCAGAGCUGACCGUCCUGGUCAAUGACAGACCUGGGGCCCAGUCACGCCUACACAUCUGCCUGUACAUCAUCAUCCCCGUGAUUGCGAUGCUGCUAGUGGGGGUCCUGCUUUGGUUCUUCUGUUUCAGAAACAAUUUCGCUGUCUCCUCUUCGCCUGUGGCCCCUUCAGAACAACUCGACUUAGAACCUGCCAACAGAGGGCACCAGGAAUCGGAGCAAAUGGAGCAAGAGAUCUGA
Chrysochloris asiatica (Cape golden mole) is the source of this 1359-nucleotide messenger RNA. RefSeq names its product poliovirus receptor (gene PVR). Gene Ontology annotation, biological process: positive regulation of immunoglobulin mediated immune response; establishment of mitochondrion localization; homophilic cell-cell adhesion. NCBI's taxonomy places the organism in Eukaryota, Metazoa, Chordata, Mammalia, Afrosoricida, Chrysochloridae. The transcript is spliced from 7 exons. The coding region runs from base 1 to 1359 and encodes 452 amino acids. Gene Ontology annotation, molecular function: cell adhesion molecule binding. Gene Ontology annotation, cellular component: plasma membrane; focal adhesion; extracellular exosome. The record is from RefSeq and is a predicted model, not a curated record.